AUGCCGCCUGCUUCUUCCCACCUUGUGCCUAAAGAUCGAUUUGCUCAAUUGUUCGGCGGCUUGCGGACGCAGAGCUAUCCAGACCCCAGCGCGCGAGGCCCAGGAUCCCAUAGUAUCCGCACACUAGCAUGGAACCCAACAGGGACCUUGAUCGCAACCGGAUCCGUUGAUCGAACGCUUCGCAUCUGGAACCCCGAACGACCUGAUGUGAGGUACUCGACCGAAUUGCGCGGCCAUUCCUCUGGGAUUGAGCAGGUAGCAUUCAACCCAGUUAAGGAAUCGGAGCUCGCCAGUUGCUCGAAAGAUGGAACGGUUCGUUUCUGGGAUGUGCGCGCAAAGAACUGCGUUGGCCGGGUCGAUGUGGGAGGGGAGGCCUUUACUCUUGCAUGGUCCCCGGAUGGAACUGUCCUGCUGGCUGGACGAAUGGACGACACGUUAGUUCCUAUAUCUGUUGAAUCACUCGCCAGUCCAACCAGCACCGCUCCCAAUGCACCAAAAGCGCCAUCAACUUAUAAGGCAAUGCCAUACCAUAAGCAACCCGUUCGUACCAACGGGAUUGCGUUUUCACACUCUUUCGAUGCUGAUCUUUUCCUUACCACUGGCGACGGAACCGUCAAAAUCGAAUCAUAUCCAUCGUUCACGCCUCUCCAUACGCUUAAUGCCCACACUGCAGCUUGUCUUUGCGUUUCACUUGCUCCUACCGCGAGAUACCUAGCCAUCGGCGGAGGAGACUCCUUAAUUUCCCUUUGGGAUACGACAAACUGGGUGUGCCAGCGCACUGUCUCGAGCAGUGGCGGCGGAGCUGUGCGUGGUGUCAGCUGGAGUUGGGACGGCCGAUUCCUUGUUAGCGCCUGUGAUGAAGUUGACUGCGGAGGUACUGGCCUGGAAAUCUUCCACGCUGAGACCGGGGAUAGCGUUUACACUAUUCCUACCGGAAAUUCCAACGUUGGUGUCCCUGCAGUAGCCUGGCACCCGUCCCGGUACUGUCUUGCGUAUUCCCUUUAUGCGGAGGGCAUUGGAAGUGGUAACAACGGAUUACGUAUUGUGGGUGGUGGUGCAGGCGAUUUUUGA
Messenger RNA from Arthroderma uncinatum, 1071 nucleotides. RefSeq names its product THO complex subunit 3. Gene Ontology annotation, molecular function: protein binding. The transcript has 3 exons. NCBI's taxonomy places the organism in Eukaryota, Fungi, Ascomycota, Eurotiomycetes, Onygenales, Arthrodermataceae. Gene Ontology annotation, cellular component: THO complex part of transcription export complex. Gene Ontology annotation, biological process: mRNA export from nucleus. Bases 1 to 1071 code for a protein of 356 amino acids. The record is from RefSeq and is a predicted model, not a curated record.